AUGAAGCGAACAUUGACAUGCCUUUUAACUUGCGGCACCUUGGCCCUGGUCAAUCUUUUGGCAAUUGCAUCGCUAACAUGCUCUGCAAUUGCCACGAGGCCAGGUAUGGGUAAUUUACGUUAUAGGUUGGCGCGAAGAAAAAAUUUCGAUCCAACCAAAAAUGGCAAGUGUGGCAGGGAAUGCAGGAAGGUGACUGAUGGGAUCGAAAAUUCUAUUCCGAAACCGGUAAGAUUCAUAGUUAGGUUUCCCCAAAAGAACACACCUAUAUCGUUCCUUCAAAUGAAAACGAUUGUCAGUAAUGAUUACGUGAGUAAUAAGGGGGUUGACGUUGUGACGCUGCCACACCUAAGAGUACAUAUCAUGGAACCCUCGCCGGAAAGUACGCCAGAAGAUCUAGAAUCCGUUCGACAAUAUCUUAUCAACCAUGGUAUUAACGUAGAGGAUGAUGAUACAGUUUAUCUGACUUCUGCUGGUGAUUAUAAGAUCGCAUCAACAUCCACCGCAGCCAAUCUAUCAAACCGUGAGAAUCCCACUGGCAAUUACGGGAGCCACGUGAAAUCUCAAGAAAAACAAACUAACGGUAAUAAGAAAAAACCCAAAGUUGGCAAUGGUAAAAAAGCAAAAAAGCACAACAAAGUUAAAAGGUCAGUGGACGAAAACAGAAGCGAAGCACCUAAGGAUGAGAACAGAGGAGAAGCACCUAGGGAUGAGAACAUAGGAGAAGCACCUAGGGAUGAGAACAGAGGAGAAGCACCUAGGGAUGAGAACAGAGGAGAAGCACCUAGGGAUGAGAACAGAGGAGAAGCACCUAAGGAUGAGAACAGAGGAGAAGCACCUAGGGAUGAGAACAGAGGAGAAGCACCUAGGGAUGAGAACAGAGGAGAAGCACCUAGGGAUGAGAACAUAGGAGAAGCACCUAAGGAUGAGAACAUAGGAGAAGCACCUAAGGAUGAGAACAUAGGAGAAGCACCUAAGGAUGAGAACAUAGGAGAAGCACCUAAGGAUGAGAACGACCCAAAUAAAACAAAGGAUACUGCUGCAGCAAAUAAUGGAGGCGAUAAUAACCAGGAGGAACCGCCGAACCGUGGAAACAAGACAGAGGCAACAAACGAUUCGGACACGGAGGAGAGGCCAGAAAUUAAAAAGGAAAAGGAGGUGUUCACAUAUGCUAAACAACAAUGGUAUAUAAGUACUAUGCAGAUCAGCAUAGCGAUGGAAAAAUUGAGAACCCUCAAAACCUCACCUAUAAAAGUUUGCAUAAUAGAUACUGGAGUAGAUUAUAACAACAAGUCUCUAUUGCAUGCAUUCGUGCCUGGUAACGAACAACCUGAAGGAAACGGUGAAGAGGCGAAUGAACCAGAGUAUGGCAUCGAUGCCAUUGAGGAAACCUACGACCCAAUGGAUCAGCAUGGUCAUGGAACAGCCAUUGCAGGGUUGAUUGCCGGUAGGAUGACAGAUGGUUACGGGAUAACUGGUGUAAACCCUGAUGCACGUAUCAUAGCCUGUAAAGCGUUUGACACGGAACUCAAAGGAAGGUUAAGUAAUGUGCUGAAGUGCAUCAACUACUGUAUUGACCGAGGCGCAGAUGUCCAGAAUCACAGUUGGACCUUGCCUGGAUCCAGCUUAACUCUUUUAAACGUGUUCAAGAUUUUAGAACGAAAGGGGGUGCUUGUGACGGUGUCUGCCGGCAAUAUGCUGCCUGGCGGUCCCAAAGAACCGGAUAUAAGACUCGAACAUGUAGUGCCUGCAACGUACACUUCAUUCUUUUCUAAUAUGGUAACCGUAGCGGGUUUUCAGCGAGUGAGCGAAGAAGUAAUGGCAGAUCGCAUUUCCAAGUGUAAAUCGAGGCGGGCGAGAUCUGAUACGUGUGUCUCCAGUAGUUUGGAGCCUUACGAGAUGUAUUCUAACACACAAUAUGGAAUACACAUAUGUCAACUCGUGGCGCCUGCCAAAGAUCUCUAUACCCUAGGAUUGAACAAUACAAUGGUUAUGGUCGAAGGUGCGUCGUUUGCGACUGGAAUUAUGUCGGGUAUAGGAUCUCUAAUGCUCUCUGCAGUAUUUCAUAAUCUAAUGGUGGCUCCAACGGUGCUUCCGCAGUUCUUUAGACACAGUAUAAUGAAACUAAAGGAUGCCCAAGGCAAGGUACGUUGGGGAGGAUACGUCAAUGCUCUGCUCGCCUUGAAUAAUAUAAGCGCAUACAUUGAUCAUCACCAUAGGAAACUGAGAAAACGUAGGGCUCUGUUGAAUCAGAAAAGGAUGUAG
This is a messenger RNA of Babesia sp. Xinjiang, 2262 nucleotides long. Its product is annotated as Thermophilic serine proteinase. Lineage: Eukaryota; Apicomplexa; Aconoidasida; Piroplasmida; Babesiidae. Gene Ontology annotation, biological process: proteolysis. Gene Ontology annotation, molecular function: serine-type endopeptidase activity. The record is from RefSeq and is a predicted model, not a curated record. The transcript has a single exon. The coding region runs from base 1 to 2262 and encodes 753 amino acids.